This is a messenger RNA of Penicillium macrosclerotiorum, 1539 nucleotides long. RefSeq names its product cytochrome P450. The transcript has a single exon. The record is from RefSeq and is a predicted model, not a curated record. Bases 1 to 1539 code for a protein of 512 amino acids. Gene Ontology annotation, molecular function: heme binding; monooxygenase activity; oxidoreductase activity, acting on paired donors, with incorporation or reduction of molecular oxygen. Lineage: Eukaryota; Fungi; Ascomycota; Eurotiomycetes; Eurotiales; Aspergillaceae.
AUGUUCGGUAUUCUGGUAGCACUGUCCGCUUUUGCAUGCCUCGUGGUCCGACUCGUUGCCUGGCCAGGUUUGGUCUUCCUCUAUGACGCCAAAGGCCUUCGCAAGUAUCCCAAACUCCACUGGCUCUCGGGUGUGACCAAUAUCCCUUUCAUGGUUGAGUCAAGACGUGGAUUUCGCUCGCAACGACUCCUCCAACUUCAUCAUCAUCAGGGCCACCCUGUCAUUCGUAUCGGUCCGAACUCCCUGUCAUAUGGCGGCGUGGACGCAAUUGCAUCCAUAUACGGCCACAGCACACAGACAACAAAAGAUCGUCAGUAUAUAGAGGCAUCUGGCUCACACUAUCACCUGGCCGAUGUUGUCGACAAGAAAGAGCACGCUCGCAAGCGCAAAGUACUGUCAGCCGCUUUUGCGGCGAAAAACCUCGAGGGCUGGGAGUACAAGAUUGCGGCCAACGUCGCCCGCCUGCAGCACCAAUUUGACCGGCACAUUCAACAACACCCCGGCGACCCCAUAGACUAUCGGUUAUGGACGAACCUCUUUACAUUUGAAAACUUGUGUGAUCUGUGCGUCAGUGAGCGGCCCGGCUGUCUUGAUCGCGGCGAUGACAUGGUCCUGGCCGAGGACCUUGCUGGCCACCAAGAACUUGUCUCCUUUCGGGAUUGUUUGUACGCCACAUUCCACGUAGUUGGUGACCUUGUUUGGGCCUAUGAGUGGUAUCCAUUCCUAGUUCGUCUUUCUGGCUGGCUGAGUCCCUUUUAUUCACGCCUAUUUCGCCUAGCAAGUGGGUGGGGAAACAUUAUCCAGCACUUGUCACGCAAAAGAUGGGAGCGAUACGAGCGUGGGGAGAAGAUUGACGAUAUCUUCGCGGCCCUAAUGGAUGACCCAAGCGGCGAGCCACACAAUCUAGAAUGGGGCGAGGUCAUGGCAGAGAUAUCACUGGCUAUCAGUGGAUCAUCAUCGACGUCCAAUUCAAUUGCUAGCACGAUGAUUCUUCUGGUCGAGCACCCGAGGGUGAUGCAGCGGCUUCAGGAGGAAGUAGACGCUGUUCUAAGCCUUGGGCCCAAUGAUAUGGUCGCUUCCUACGACUCGGUCAAGUAUCUGCCGUAUUUACGUGCUGUACUUGAUGAGAGUCUGCGACUAUUCCCUCCUAUAUCGCAUGGCCUUCCUCGCGAAACACCUUCGGAAGGAAUGGCAAUCCGCGAUGAAUGGGUAGCGGGUGGCACGACAGUGUCUAUUUCAGCAUUUGUCGCCCACCGUGACCCGGCAGUAUUCCCUGACCCUGAGGCAUUUGUCCCAGAGCGAUGGCUCGACGAAGCCGGAAAAGGGCUCCAAACUAGCUUCAUUGCGUUCUCAGCAGGCGCGCGAGGAUGCAUCGGGCGACCUAUUUCGUACCUCCAGGCCACAGUACUGUUGGCGAGCCUAGUCCAUCGCUAUGACUUCGAGAAGGUACAAGAUAACUGGCAGCCACAGCGACGCGAGACGAUGAACUUGAUUCUGGGGCAGGUGCCACUACAUAUUCGGCGAAGGUCCAUUCAUUGA